Molecule: messenger RNA, 809 nt
Organism: Elaeis guineensis (African oil palm)
Lineage: Eukaryota; Viridiplantae; Streptophyta; Magnoliopsida; Arecales; Arecaceae
Biological process (GO): regulation of DNA-templated transcription
Cellular component (GO): nucleus
Molecular function (GO): DNA-binding transcription factor activity; sequence-specific DNA binding
Source: RefSeq, a predicted model, not a curated record
AGACAGCCUAUAAGAGUGGUUCUUUAGGUAAUUUGAUCGGAACAAUGGAGGGGCAUUCCGGUUGGGGGACACUGGUAGAUGGAUGGAGGAAAGGUCCAUGGACGGCCCAAGAAGAUGAGAUCCUCAUUGAGCAUGUCAACCAACAUGGUGAAGGAAGAUGGAACUCCAUCUCCAAGCUAACAGGGCUUAGACGGAGUGGCAAGAGCUGCAGGCUAAGGUGGGUGAACUACCUAAGGCCUGACCUUAAAAGAGGGAAGAUUACUCCCCAUGAGGAGAAUAUCAUUCUUGAGCUUCAUGCUUUGUGGGGAAACAGGUGGUCCACAAUUGCUCGGAGCCUCCCUGGGAGGACCGACAACGAGAUCAAGAACUACUGGAGGACCCAUUUCAAGAAGAGCAAGCCUUCGAAGAAUAUCGAGAGGGCGAGAGCUCGGUUUUUGAGGCAGCAACAGGAGCAACACAAGCUGAAAGAAGAGCAGCGCCAAGAAGAGCAGCAACAAGCUGAUAUGAGAGGGAUGAUGAUGACCCAAGUAGAGGAAGCAGCACUUGCACCACAGGAGAUGCAGGAGAUGGCCUAUAUGUACCCCUUAACCUCUAUGCUUCAAUGGGGUGGUGGCAGCUGCUCUGUGAGCGAUGGCUCCAGCGAGGAAGAGGUGUGGGGGAGCCUGUGGAACCUUGAUGACAUACAUGAUGAUCUAGAUGGGGCAUGUCGUGGCGGUUUAACACUGCAAGAUCAAGUACUUACUUUCUACUGAGACGAAUAUAUACAUAUAUAUAUGUAAUUAAUAUUAGCUCUCAUGAAGAGAGAGAGA